Molecule: messenger RNA, 3342 nt
Organism: Leishmania braziliensis MHOM/BR/75/M2904
Lineage: Eukaryota; Euglenozoa; Kinetoplastea; Trypanosomatida; Trypanosomatidae
Product: putative P-type ATPase
Exons: 1
Coding region: 1-3342 (1113 amino acids)
Cellular component (GO): intracellular membrane-bounded organelle; membrane
Molecular function (GO): P-type calcium transporter activity; ATP hydrolysis activity; ATP binding
Source: RefSeq, a predicted model, not a curated record
AUGACCUCGAACAAGGAAGCAUUGGAGAGCAGGUUUUCGAUCAGCCCCGAGGCACUGCGUGAGCUCAUCAGCGAUGGCGGACAUGCAGCCUCAAAGAGGCUCGCCAACAUUGGUGGGCUCAGGGUACUCGCAUCACAGCUUGAGACAGACCUUGCGCGUGGCAUCGACAACGCCGACAAGGAGGCGCUGGCUCAGCGUCGGGAGUGGUUCUCCGCAAAUGAGCUUCCAGAAGCGGAGGAGAUGUCGUUCCUGGACAUGGUCUGGGAGUCGCUGGAGGACCGUAUGGUUCAGAUUCUAAUCGCCAGCGCGGUGAUCUCGCUUGUGCUGGGGCUAACGGUGCCGGAUCAGGACACGGGGCUCGUGAACUACGCCCACGGCUGGAUCGAGGGCACCGCCAUUCUGCUCUCUGUCACCAUAAUCACUCUAGUCAGCAGCAUCAAUAACUACCAGAAAGAGCAGAAGUUCAAGGAGCUGAGCAAGGCUACACCGCCGGUGAAGGUGCAGGUGGUUCGCUCUGGCGUCACGCUAGACAUCACGGACAAAGAGCUGCUCUCCGGCGACCUGCUUAACAUCGCCGCAGGUGACGUGCUGACGGUAGACGGCCUCGUCCUGCGGAGUACCUCGCUGAAAGUGGACGAGUCUGCCGCGACGGGAGAGAACGACGACGUGGCCAAGUCGGCACACGGCGACUUUGUGCUCCGCUCAGGGUCGAACGUUACGGAGGGUGAGGGCACGAUCCUCGUCAUGGGGGUUGGCGUGCACUCAUUUGCCGGACACAUCGCGAUGCAGGUUCGGGAGCCAAAGGAAGAGACCCCGCUGCAGGAGAAGUUAGAGGCGCUUGCAAACCUCAUCGGCUACAUGGGCAUGGCUGCCGCUGGGCUCAUGUUUGUGCUGCUCAGUGGCAAGGAGCUUCUGGACACGCUUGUCUACCGCAAACACCCGUUCGGCUACAAGAAGUACCUCGACAACUUGACGACGGCGGUGACGAUUGUGGUCGUGGCGGUGCCGGAGGGGCUGCCGCUCUCCGUCACCAUUGCUCUCGCCUACAGCAUGAAGCAGAUGUUCAAGGAGAAUAACCUCGUCCGGCACCUGGCGGCCUGUGAGACCAUGGGCAGCGCGACCACAAUUUGCACCGACAAGACCGGCACCAUAACCCAGAAUGAUAUGGUCGUGACUGACGGCGUGACGGCGUACGGCGUCGCGUAUGUUGUACCCCGCAAGCGGUCCACCUUUGUCGGAGAGGGUGAGAGGAUGUGCAGCGGGACGCCGUCCCCACUGUCACCGCUGCUGCAGAUGCCCACGUCUAUGGACGUAUCAGCGGUACUCGGCGGCGCGCAGGCUGCUGGUGUGCGUCGGUUGCUCAUGGAGUGCAUCGCGAUGAACACUAAGUCUACCCGGGUCCUGGUCGAGUCGCCCAACGCGACGCAUGCAGUGGUGCAGCUUACUGGCAGCAAAACAGAACAGGCGCUGCUGAACUUUGUGGAUGCGCUGGGUGAGGACCCGAUGCAGCUGCGCAGAGAGCGGUUGUCGAGGCUCAAUGAGGAGGCAAUAUACACACCGUCGUCUCCGUUCGCGCUGGUGCCGUGGCCUACGGGGAACGCAGGGGCGAGCAGCAACGUCAUGGCCGCUGCAGCAACUUUUACUAAAGACCUACGCAUCUACCCCUUCACCUCGGUGCGCAAGCGGAUGGCGACGGCGCUGGUGCUGCGGCCGGAGAAGGUGGUACGCUACUACGUAAAAGGAGCGAGUGAACUGAUACUAGCCGAGUGCACACACACGUACGAUGAGCAGGGCAAGCGUGUGGGUCUCUCCCACGAAGUGCGCGUGCGGCUGGAGGAGGCGAUCAUGGCUAUGGCGCGCCGCCAGUUACGCACCCUUGCCAUCGCCUACACGGAUCAUCCGUUGUCACCGCCUGGAAGCGCCACACCACGGGGCUCCAGCGACAGCGAUGAGGGUGGCGCCGCGUCUUCGUUACCAUUCCUGGAGGACGAUACACAGUUGUCGGGGCUGACAUUGGUGGGCAUCGUAGGAAUUCGUGAUCCGGUGCGCCUCGAGGUGCCUGGGGCUGUGGAGCAGUGCCGUCGGGCGGGUGUGAUUGUGCGCAUGAUCACUGGGGACAACAAAGCCACAGCUGUAAGCAUUGCCAAGGAGGUGGGCAUCUACGGUGAGGUCUGGUCUGGAGCCGCGAAGGGCGAGCAGGGAUUGGCGCUGGAGGGAUCGCAGUUCCGCGAGCUCGCGAAGAGCGCGCGCAAGCUGAAUGCCAUUCUGCCCCGCCUGCAGGUCAUCUCCCGUGCAUCUCCGCUUGACAAACGCAUCCUCGUCUCGGCCUUGAUGGAGCGUGGAGAGGUGGUGGCGGUCACGGGCGACGGCACCAACGAUGCACCGGCGCUGAAGGGAGCCAAUGUCGGGUUCUCGAUGAACUCCGGCACCGCGGUCGCAAAGCUCGCCUCUGACGUUGUCAUCCUCGACGACAACUUCAGCACGAUCGUGACCGCAAUGAAGUGGGGCCGUAAUGUGAAUGACAACAUCUCCAAGUUUCUACAGUUUCAGAUGACUGUGAACUUAGCCGCCGUGGUGGUCUCGUUCCUUGGCGCGCUGCUGGACCGCAACGGCGAGUCGCCGCUGAAGCCGGUGCAGCUGCUGUGGGUGAACCUAAUCAUGGACACGCUCGCCGCCUUGGCGCUGGCGACGGAGACGCCGUCGGAUGAGGUGCUCCUGCGGCCGCCGAAGCCGAAGGCAGCCCCGCUCAUUACCCGCCGCAUGUGGCUGAAUAUUGUCGGCCAGUCCCUCUACCAGAUUCUUAUCCAACAGUAUCUGCUCUUGGGCGGCGUCAGCGCGCUGGGACUCGCUAUGCGGAACACUGAGGAAUUGCACACCCUAGUCUUCAACGUCUUUGUUUUAAUGCAACUGAGUAACGAGUUCAAUGCACGCAUCCUCGACAACACCGUGACCUUCUGGCACAACCUGAGCCAUGCCCCGAUGUUCAUCGCUGUCGUCGGAACGACACUUGCCAUUCAAAUCUUCAGCGUGCAGUACGGUGGCACCCUCAUGCAGUGCGUGCCUCUUUCACUAGCCUCGUGGAUGACGUCCUUCGCGCUCGGUGUUGUGCCGCUUUUCAUUGGCUUUGCGCUGCGCAGGAUUCGCGUUGCUGAGAAGGAUAUUCCACCUCCGCCGCCAGUGGUGGAUAUGAAGGAGGAGGCGGCACUGCGGCUGGCGUUGAAGCAGCGAGUCCACCCCACGCUUCGCAUCGCUGCCGGAAAGGUACGGAUGCAACUGCAAGUGCUGAAGGCUUUCCGCGAGAAUGCACAGGAGCAGAAGGCAGCGAGGACUCGAAGUGGAUGA